This is a messenger RNA of Trichomonas vaginalis G3, 342 nucleotides long. RefSeq names its product peptidyl-prolyl cis-trans isomerase family. The record is from RefSeq and is a predicted model, not a curated record. The coding region runs from base 1 to 342 and encodes 113 amino acids. Lineage: Eukaryota; Parabasalia; Trichomonadida; Trichomonadidae. The transcript has a single exon. Gene Ontology annotation, molecular function: peptidyl-prolyl cis-trans isomerase activity.
AUGAUGAACGUCACAAAGGACGGCAAGGUCACAAAGAAGAUCCUUGUUGAGGGUGAGGGCCCAAUUCCAAAGCCAGGCCAGAAGGUUUCCUGCCACUACGUUGGCACAUUCACAGAUGGCAAGAAGUUCGACUCUUCUCGCGAUCGUGGAAAACCAUUCGACUUCACAAUCGGCCAGGGCGUUAUCCAGGGCUGGUCUCUUGGUGUCGCCACAAUGAAGGUUGGUGAAAAGGCUAACUUCUCAAUCCAAAACGAAUACGCUUAUGGCGAGAGAGGCUAUCCAGGUGUUAUCCCACCACGUGCUACACUCAACUUCGAGAUCGAACUUCUCAAGAUCUACUAA